Molecule: messenger RNA, 1634 nt
Organism: Onthophagus taurus
Lineage: Eukaryota; Metazoa; Arthropoda; Insecta; Coleoptera; Scarabaeidae
Gene: Hel25E
Product: ATP-dependent RNA helicase 25E
Molecular function (GO): ATP binding; RNA helicase activity; nucleic acid binding
Source: RefSeq, a predicted model, not a curated record
AUGUUCUUUUGAUAAGUUGUGAUGUCACAUCCUUCAUUUCGUUUGUAACCGUUACGGUGUCCGGUUGUAGCGUACUUUCUUUUUGCCGUGGUAAAUAAAACUACUCAAAAAACAUACAAAAUGGCCGACGCUGAUGACCUUCUCGAUUAUGAAGAUGAAGAGCAAACUGAGCAGACCGCAAACGAAGCAAAUGGAACUGUUGAACAGAAAAAAGGCGUUAAAGGCACUUAUGUUUCUAUACACAGUUCCGGCUUCAGAGAUUUCCUUUUAAAACCAGAAAUAUUAAGAGCGAUUGUUGAUUGUGGUUUUGAACAUCCUUCGGAAGUUCAACAUGAAUGUAUACCUCAAGCAGUAUUAGGCAUGGACAUUUUGUGUCAGGCCAAAUCUGGUAUGGGUAAAACGGCUGUGUUUGUUUUGGCUACGUUACAACAACUUGAACCAACUGAGAAUGUUGUUUAUGUAUUGGUUAUGUGUCACACUCGGGAGUUGGCGUUUCAAAUUAGCAAGGAAUACGAACGGUUUAGCAAAUAUAUGCCUAAUAUUAAGGUGGGUGUAUUCUUUGGAGGGUUGCCCAUUCAAAAAGAUGAAGAGAUUUUGAAGAAUAAUUGUCCUCAUAUUGUCGUUGGUACUCCCGGAAGGAUUCUUGCCCUUGUACGCGCCAAGAAACUAAAUUUGAAACAUUUGAAGCAUUUCAUUUUAGAUGAAUGUGACAAAAUGCUUGAGUUAUUAGAUAUGAGAAGAGAUGUGCAAGAAAUUUACCGUAAUACACCCCAUGGAAAACAAGUUAUGAUGUUCAGCGCAACGUUGAGUAAAGAUAUUCGUCCAGUUUGCAAGAAAUUUAUGCAAGAUCCCAUGGAAGUUUAUGUUGAUGAUGAAGCUAAAUUGACGUUACACGGUUUACAACAACAUUAUGUUAAAUUAAAGGAAAAUGAGAAAAAUAAAAAAUUGUUUGAGUUACUUGAUGUUUUGGAGUUUAAUCAGGUGGUUAUUUUUGUGAAAUCUGUUCAACGUUGUGUCGCCCUCGCUCAACUUCUUACUGAACAAAACUUUCCUGCAAUUGGAAUUCAUCGUGGCAUGAACCAAGAAGAACGUUUGUCGAGGUAUCAGCAAUUCAAGGACUUCCAAAAGCGAAUUUUGGUUGCUACAAAUUUAUUUGGACGUGGUAUGGAUAUUGAACGAGUAAACAUCGUUUUUAACUAUGAUAUGCCUGAAGAUUCUGAUACUUACCUGCAUAGAGUGGCUCGAGCUGGUCGUUUUGGUACUAAAGGGUUAGCGAUUACUUUCGUCUCUGAGGAAAGUGACGCAAAAAUUUUAAACGAAGUUCAAGAUCGAUUUGAUGUUAACAUUACAGAAUUACCUGAUGAAAUUGACUUGAGUUCUUACAUUGAAGGAAGAUGAGAUGGUUAAUGAUAAUUAAUUUGUACAAUUAUAGUUUUUACACGUUUUCUUAUUUGAUAGUUCCAAUAAUUGUCACUUGUACUUCUUUCUGUGAAUUAACAAUAAUUGGUGUUUAUUAGUAAUAGAUUUUCAUUUAUUAUAAAAUAUUGCUGUGUAGUAAAAGUUUUUUGUUUUUUUUAUUAAGACAACCUACUGUGUAGGAGUGAUUAAAAGUAAUAAAGAUUCUUUUAAAUAAA